This is a messenger RNA of Megalops cyprinoides (Indo-Pacific tarpon), 1467 nucleotides long. RefSeq names its product chemokine-like receptor 1. The transcript is spliced from 2 exons. Bases 97 to 1125 code for a protein of 342 amino acids. NCBI's taxonomy places the organism in Eukaryota, Metazoa, Chordata, Actinopteri, Elopiformes, Megalopidae. Gene Ontology annotation, biological process: positive regulation of cytosolic calcium ion concentration; chemotaxis; positive regulation of macrophage chemotaxis. Gene Ontology annotation, molecular function: G protein-coupled receptor activity; complement receptor activity. Gene Ontology annotation, cellular component: plasma membrane. The record is from RefSeq and is a predicted model, not a curated record.
GAGAAAUCACGUCAGAUAAUGCCGAAGAAUGUAGGCUAUUGAAGAAUGUGAUUUCACUGAUCCACUAGAGAGGAAAACAAAUAGUUUUCAGCAUAAAUGGAGGAGAUUAUGCUUAUUGACUAUGAAGAUUAUAAUGUGGGGAAUGACACCACUGAAACUGCAAGCGAGGUGGUGGCUUUCCAAAGCCACAGGUCACAUAUGACGGACAUCCUCCUGGUGGUGAACAGUGCCAUCUGCCUGCUGGGGGUCAGCGGGAAUGGCGCCGUCAUCUGGAUCGCCGGCUUCAGGAUGCGGAGAACUGUCACCACCACCUGGUACCUGAGUCUGGCCGUGUCAGACUUCCUGUUUUGCAUGUGCCUGCCCUUCAGUGUGGUGUUCAUGGCCACGUCACACUGGCCGUUUGGCUCCGCCAUGUGCAAGCUCACCUCCUGCAUCCUCUUCCUCAACAUGUUCAGCAGCAUCUUCCUCCUGGUCCUCAUCAGCGUGGAUCGCUGUGCCUCAGUCACGUUUCCAGUGUGGGCACAGAACCACCGCAAGGUCAGGAAGGCCUCGGUCGUGGUCAUUCUCGCCUGGGUGGCAUCUGCAACCUUGAGCAUGCCCUCUAUGUUCUUCCGUGAGGUCAAGGUUCACGGGAAUGGAACCCUUUGUUUCACUAACUACCAUACUCCCUCCGCUCACGGGGCGGUGGCUCUGAGCCGCUUUGUGUGUGGGUUUGCUGUGCCAUUCCUUGUCAUUGUCUCCUGCUACUCCAUCAUCAUCCAGAAACUGCGUGGCCACCGGGUCACAAGGUCUCCCAAACCUUUCCGGGUGGCGUCCGCCCUCAUCGCGGCUUUCUUCAUUUGCUGGCUGCCUUACCAUGUUUUUGUGCUUCUGGAGAUAAACCACACGCAGCACAGUGUCCAGGUGAUGAAGGUGGGCCUCGAGAUGGGCUUCACCUUAGCUGCUGCCAACAGCUUCCUGAAUCCCAUCCUGUACAUGUUCAUGGGUGACAACUUCCGACAGAAGCUCAGGUGCUCCUCCAUGCUGUGGCGGAUCGAAAAUGCGAUGGGCGAGGAUGGAAAUGCCAGCACCCGCUGUGUCUCUAGAUCAGCCUCUAUGGAUGGCAAAGCUACCCUGUAUGUCUGAGGAUCUCCACAGAGACAGCACUCAGAACAGCAAUGUGUCCUGUCAGUUUCCUGAAACUGAGUACAUUUGUGUCAUGUCUCAUCAGUGUGUUCAAUGGCUCCUUUACAUUCUUCCUUAACUUAGAACUUGUUCAUUUAGGCACCUGUGCAGUGUACUAACAAUACCUCAUGCAAGGAAUGUACCAGUUUCACAGCAGAAGUCUUCAAUGUCUAAAUAUUCCUUCAAUGCAGCCAUUACUGAAACUGUGCAUUGGUUUGCUUGGUUAAAUUUGUUUAUGAGGCAGAAGAUUUGAUGUGUGUGUGCAUUUGCAAGCACCAAAAGUGUAAAAGAUAGAAUACGGAA